Heterotrigona itama is the source of this 1137-nucleotide messenger RNA. The record is from the annotation of a GenBank genome assembly. Lineage: Eukaryota; Metazoa; Arthropoda; Insecta; Hymenoptera; Apidae.
UUGAGGGAUGAAUUUCGUGCAGAACCGCAAAAUACAAGAGUCGCAGCUGGAGAGACUGCUUUGUUAGAAUGCGGGCCACCGCGGGGUCAUCCGGAGCCAACGCUACAUUGGAAAAGGAACGAGGUACGACUGGGCAUUCACCGAAAAUUGCUUUUCUUUUGUACACGCAGUAUCACCUUGGUAGACGGAGGAAAUUUGAUGAUCUCGGAUGUCAGGCAAACUGACCAGGGAAAAUAUCAAUGCGUUGCUGAGAACAUGGUGGUGAAGCCGUUCUUCUUGUCGACUCCGGCGAAUCAGACGAUCCUGUCUGAUCAGACGGCGGAAUUCGCUUGCCGCGUGGGCGGUGAUCCCUCGCCUGAGAUCCUGUGGCGAAGAAACGAUGGGAAAAUGCCGAUCGGGCGAGCGCACAUUUUGGACGACCGAAGCUUGCGAAUCGAGAGAGUAACGUCGCAAGAUCAAGGCACGUAUAUCUGCGACGCUGAGAACAGCGUCGGUGCCAUAUCUGCGAGUGCAACGUUGACAGUGCAUUCGAGACCGAUGUUCAGCAGUUUCCCGAAAGACGAGACAGUUGCCGUCGGAUCGAACGUUUCGUUUAGCUGCGCGGCUCGUGGCGCCCCACAGCCUUCGAUCUUUUGGACCCGGGAAGGUUCUCAGGAGCUCAUGUUUCCUGGAAACGAAUACCAAGGACGUUACAGAGUUACAGAGGACGGAAGUUUGCACGUUAAGAGCGUAAUUGGCAAAGACGAGGGACACUACGUUUGCAGCGCAAUCAGCCAGGCUGGUGCGAGCACAGCUACCGUCUUUCUCCAGAAUCUUCAAUCGAGCGACACGGGAACGUACAGGUGUGUUGCCUCCUCGGAAUCCGGGAACGCGUCAUGGUCGGCCAGUUUGACGGUUAGUCCGGGAACGACGAGCUAUCGGAACGUCGUCGCAGUGGCAGACGUAUCUCGGCUGUCGCUUCCCGAAAGUCCCAGCAAAUCGAGAAUAGUGAACACCACCAGCAGCACGGUCACGCUCACCUGGAGUCCGGGACACGAAGGCGCUGCCAAGAUAAUCGAUUACACCGUCGAGUACUUUGCUACGAAUCCAAAGACGAGCUGGAUCGUUGCCGGGACGGGAAUUAAAGACGACAUUUAC